GACUGUCCACCCGUCAGUAUGGAGGUGAAGAAGCACGAGAAAGCCGGCAGCCUGUCGCCAGUGAAGCAAGCCUUGAAGCGAGACAGCGGAGACGAGGCCAAGACCCCGCGCUCUAGCAGCAAGGGCGAGAAGGAACUCAGGCUACCACCAGAGAAGUCUCCCAGCGAAGAUGCCGCGCUGAGAAGGGAGCGAAGGCUGUCUCGAGCUAGCGAGAAUUCAAGAGAAAAUCUUGACAGGCAAGACUCGAAAACACCGUCGCUAUCAAGUCCAAAAGUAUCCCGAAAAUACUUCACCAACUGGCGCCAAGCAUGCGACAAGACCAAAGAUAAGACCAAGGAGCUGCUGAAGCGGUGGAGGACCUUGCCGGAGUCUGAAGGCGCGGAGUCACCCAUGCAGGAGUCAGGGCACAGCGAGGAGGGAGAGAAUCGAGGGUGGAGUGUGCAUGUCUGGACAACAUGGGUGAACCGGUGCAGCGAGGAUCUAGAAUGUCUAGACCUCGAGGACGAGCAGCCGCUGGCUCAGCUCAGCUCGAUGCAGACAGACAAAAUGACCUUAUUCUUCACUGAGUUACUGGACCACGACCGCGAUGACGUCAUCUGUGAUACUGACUUCGAUCAAUUCUUCGAGAGGUUGGCGCAUUUCGCGGACUGGUCGCCGAACUCGUCGGAGUUCCACAUUCUGCUUGAGGUGAAACAGGAGUUUAUAGAACACUUUAUCAACCCGCUGCCGACCAAAUAUGCCGAGCUUCCUUACUACAGAAGAGUUUGCGGUCCAGAAGCGAGCGGUAUCAACAUCCCCGGCAGGACAACACUCGAGGGCUGGCUCGCGCGCUGGGCGCUGCAUCUCAGCACGAUGAAACGGUUCACAGAUCUGCCUUUAUACCUCCAGUACCUCUGCAAGAUCCUAUUUCAUGUAGUCGACAGAACAGGUUCCGGUGCUAUUACGAAGCCAGCUUUAGCAGAAUUCUACCGGUCCGUUAUAGGGCUGAAAGCAACGCGAGUCGAAGAAAUCAUAGACACAGCUUACGAUCGCAUGACAAGCAACGGAUACUUAAUACUGGACUACGGGACAUACGUGCACUGCUUCACUAACUGGCUGAUGGGCAAGAACCCCAAUGGUCCAGGCCAGUGGGUCCUAGUUCCACCUAAAGUGGCCCUGCCCCAGCCGCCCUUCCCCGUCGACUACAGCGCACUAAACACGGAACCAGCUAAACUAGAACCCUACGCACCAGACAAGAAAACAAACAGACAUUCGGUCAUAGUAUAAAAAUACUUUCCUACUAUCCCUAAAAAGUCAAUUCUUAAAAGCGUCCUGUUUUUUGGCACGUGUUACGUAAAUAUGUUAUGAACCCAACGCAUAAUGACUUAAAAGCCCAAUACUCGACGCCCGGACUAACGAAUGUUCGAAAACCGUAUUCGUGAAUUUAUUUUUUGUGAAAAACUUAGGAAUUGAUGCACUGAGCUAUAUCACGAGGACUCUUGACGUAGAAUAAUGAGAAAUCUCAACGCUGUAUUGUGACGAAUGAAACUUUGUAUUUAUAGUGUUAGAAUAUAGGUUUCUAUUAUAAUUGAUGAACGUUCAAUAACAACUGUGAACAGUUACAUAAUGCUCGCCUGCCUAAUGAGAAUGGACGGAACGCGCAAUUAGUUUAUAUAUUAUACAACCUAUACCUACGUGUGGUAUCGGUAAAUCUUAUGAAGACAAUGUAGACAUAAUAAUAUGACUUAAUGUGAAUCCUGAAUGACUUUCUAAAAGAGAAAUGUCUCAUAAUCAGUUAAUACCCUGUCUACAAAUAUUAAUGUAAACCAAUACCUUACCUAAGCAUUUCUAUAACCGCCUUAAUUCUAAAAUAUGAUUUUAAACCUAUUCUAGUUUUGCUUGAACGUGAAAGUAACGCUUUACCUAACUUACCUAUAAAACGUGCAAUUUGACCAAUUCUUGUCUUUAUACAAUCUAGAUAAGUCGAUGUAAAUAGUAGUUGUAAUUAUGCACGGUAUGCAAAAACUGCCUUAAAGUUAGCAUAUUCACAUUUCACGACAUAGCCUUAUUUUAUACCCUAGAUGUAAUAUAGAUAUUAUAGGUUACUUUUAAGUAUAUUAGUUAUCUACACUUUGAUUCACUGAAAUAAACCCUUUCGUUUGUUA
Molecule: messenger RNA, 2144 nt
Organism: Trichoplusia ni (cabbage looper)
Lineage: Eukaryota; Metazoa; Arthropoda; Insecta; Lepidoptera; Noctuidae
Exons: 7
Coding region: 19-1266 (415 amino acids)
Source: RefSeq, a predicted model, not a curated record